This is a messenger RNA of Pseudomassariella vexata, 1095 nucleotides long. Its product is annotated as V0 complex, c/d subunit of ATPase. Lineage: Eukaryota; Fungi; Ascomycota; Sordariomycetes; Amphisphaeriales; Pseudomassariaceae. The transcript has 4 exons. Gene Ontology annotation, molecular function: proton-transporting ATPase activity, rotational mechanism. Bases 1 to 1095 code for a protein of 364 amino acids. Gene Ontology annotation, cellular component: fungal-type vacuole membrane; vacuolar proton-transporting V-type ATPase complex; proton-transporting V-type ATPase, V0 domain. The record is from RefSeq and is a predicted model, not a curated record. Gene Ontology annotation, biological process: vacuolar acidification; vacuolar transport; proton transmembrane transport.
AUGGAGGGUCUUUUCUUCAACGUCAACAACGGCUACAUCGAGGGUAUUGUUCGAGGAUACCGAAAUGGCCUCCUUACCGGUGCCAACUACUCCAACCUGACACAAUGCGAGACCAUCGAUGAUCUCAAACUCCAGCUCGGCCCGGCGUACGGUGACUUCCUGGGCUCUCUGCCGCCAAACCCCUCCACCUCAGCGCUUGCAUCGAAGACGACCGACAAACUGGUUUCCGAGUUUCGAUAUGUGCGUGCCAACGCAGUUGGCUCCCUAGCGACCUUCAUGGACUACCUGACUUACGGAUACAUGAUCGACAACGUCGCUCUUCUCAUCACCGGAACCCUCCACGAGCGUGACACGCGCGAGCUGCUGGAGCGAUGCCACCCUCUGGGCUGGUUCGAAACGAUGCCUGUGUUGUGCGUUGCCACCAAUAUCGAGGAGCUCUACAACAGUGUGUUGAUUGAGACGCCGCUGGCGCCCUUCUUCAAGGGGUCUUUGUCGCACCAGGAUCUAGAUGAGUUGAACAUUGAGAUUGUCCGAAAUACGCUGUACAAGAACUACCUCGAAGAGUUCCACAACUUCGUCAAUACCCACCCAGACAUGGCUGGAACGCCAACGUCCGAGGUCAUGUCCGAGAUUCUAGAGUUUGAGGCCGACCGUCGCGCUAUCAACAUCACGUUGAACUCGUUCGGUACCGAGCUGAGCAAGGCAGAUCGUAAGAAGCUGUACCCCAGCUUCGGCCGACUCUACCCCGAGGGUACGCUGAUGCUGUCGCGGGCGGAUGACUUCGAGGGUGUGAGACUGGCAGUCGAUGGCAUCUCCGACUACAAGAGCUUCUUCGACGCGGCAGGCUUGGGCGGCGGUCCGGCUGGCCCGGGCAAUAUGGCUGGCGGGGUUUCCGAUGGCCGAAGUCUCGAGGAUAUGUUUUACGAGAAGGAGAUGCAUAUUUCCAAGGGUGCCUUCACCAGACAAUUCACAUAUGCCAUUGUGUAUGCGUGGGUGAGACUUAGAGAGCAGGAGAUCCGCAACAUCACAUGGAUCGCAGAGUGCAUAGCUCAGAACCAAAAGGAGCGCAUCGGCAACUACAUCAGCGUCUUCUAA